CGGAGGGUGACUCACUCUUUCACCAGCGAAGACGACAGGCAAGGCGUCUGAUUCUUUCACCCCGACUGUCUGCGGUGAGAUCUUCCUCCAUGUGUGCAGCGUGUGAACCUGCAUGAAGCGACUCUCACACAGGAUCUAACCAACCCAGAAUAAAUGUUUUAUUAUUAUCCCAUGUGUCGGAUAUGGCCUCUGCUUCUCCUGGGAGGACUCCUGGUGCCAGGGAUGCAACAUGUCAGUGGGAUAGAAAUUUACACUCCAAGCGACUUGGAGGCAGCCAACGGGACAGAUGUGAAACUGAAGUGCACCUUCACCUCCACUCACCCGGUGUCAUCCCAGUCGGUCAUAGUGUCGUGGAUCUUCAGGCCCAUAGACUCAGGAAAAGAUGAGUCGGUGUUUUACUACCAGGAAGUACCGUACCCCCCAAAUAAUGGCCGUUUUAAAGGCCAUGCAGUGUGGUCGGGGGAUAUAACGAGACGGGACGCCUCCAUCACCCUGCAAGAGGUGCCUCCGACCUUUAACGGUACCUUCAUCUGCCAGGUGCGCAACCGUCCAGAUGUGCACGGCAAAAACGGAGAGAUCAGUUUCAGAGUCGUCAACAAAGUUUCACUCUCUGACAUCAGCAUCCUGGCGAUCAUCAUCGGAUGCGCCUGUGGCGCAAUCCUUAUCUUCCUCACUAUCUUUGUGGUGGUGAGGUUCCACAGGAGACGAGGCAUGGAAAACGACAUCGAGCUGCGUCCACGGGAUCAAGAGUGGAAGGACCCGACCGUGUGUACACUGGAAGAGGCAGUUCAUCUGAAAGUUGUGAAGAAGAAAGAAGCUGAAAGUUCAGAUGAUGAAGAGUCUGAGCCCAGCAGUGGCGAUGACGAUGAGGAAGAGGAUGGCCUUGAAGAAGAUGAUGACGACGACGACGAUGAUGAUGAUGACGAUGACGACGACGGCGGUGAAGCUGAUGAUGGAAGCGGUGGUGAUGAUUAAAUUGCGAUUGAUGAUUCAUUAACAUGUAAAUGUUCACAUGUAAUUUAUUAUAUGUCAAAAAGAGUAUUUGCCGUUGUACUCUAACACUGACAGGCAGUUUUAAAAGACGGAACAAAUUCUGCUAUUUCUAUUUCCUUAUCAAAACCUACAUUACCCAUGAUGCAAUUAGAAGACUGACAGUUUGGUUUGUAGAGGUUAUUUUCAUGUCGCUAAGCUCAACAUUUGGGUACUUUAAUUUUGCUUUUCAUACCCUUCAGACCCAACCAACACUGACGUGACAUCACAUUAGAACAUUUUUUGAAUUUCACCCAUCUCUCACAGCAACAUGGGGCUUUAUAUAACUUUUAAGAUAUAUAGUAUUACUCUUAAAAUCUGUAACGUUAACAUAAAUCACUGGAGCUCCCUCUUUUCUUUGCUUGUUGUAUGGAUGUGGAUUGAUGGAUGAUUCUUUUCUACAUGCACUGUAACUUUGCUUGUUCGUGCUAAUUUGACUGUGUUUCCACAGAGCUGCUGCUGGAAAAAAAUGUAUUGUCUCAGAUCAGUGAAAAAACUUUAACAGAAUAUAGAUUCAGCCGAUUUAAUUUAGUUCAUUGUUAAUACAGAAACACACACAUUGAGUGUUUAUCUGCUCCACUGCCACAUCAGGCCUUUCUGCUGCUCACUUCCUGAAAGCACCAGCUGAGACUAGACACAGUGAAAGUUUUUUAACGAUAUAUCUUUGAACUGUGUUUUGUGUCUUUACAGAUCAUUUUUUAAUUUUUUUGGACAUGAAAUGAGAGAGUGGGUGUUUUAGCUUCCAGAGACAUAUGAGUGAUGAGUUGUUUACUGCCUUGGCAAAUGCUGAUUUUGUAUUUCAAUCCUGUACAUAUUGUAAAAUAAGCAGAACUUUACACUUUUUAAAAUUACAUCCUGAAAUGUUUGUCACCAAAUGUAUCUCUGUUUAAACACUGUAUAAUAAAAUGACUACU
Molecule: messenger RNA, 1943 nt
Organism: Paralichthys olivaceus (Japanese flounder)
Lineage: Eukaryota; Metazoa; Chordata; Actinopteri; Pleuronectiformes; Paralichthyidae
Product: myelin protein zero-like protein 2
Biological process (GO): cell-cell adhesion
Cellular component (GO): plasma membrane
Source: RefSeq, a predicted model, not a curated record